This is a messenger RNA of Dibothriocephalus latus, 216 nucleotides long. Lineage: Eukaryota; Metazoa; Platyhelminthes; Cestoda; Diphyllobothriidea; Diphyllobothriidae. The record is from the annotation of a GenBank genome assembly.
AUGGCAGAUAAGGCUCAACGACGCGUGCUAAUUCCCGUAGACGAGAGUGGGUCUACCCUGAAUGCCAUCAGGUGGUACCUUGAGGAGGUUUCUCGUCCCGGUGACCAUGUCAUCCUCCUCACCGUUGUUCCCUUCCAGGUUCAACGGCAGACAAAUGUGUGGGUCUCCAGUGAAGAGGACGAAACCCCACCUACCAACGAGGCCUCCAACGGAGAG